Molecule: messenger RNA, 6484 nt
Organism: Epinephelus fuscoguttatus (brown-marbled grouper)
Lineage: Eukaryota; Metazoa; Chordata; Actinopteri; Perciformes; Serranidae
Gene: arhgap27l
Product: Rho GTPase activating protein 27, like
Exons: 22
Coding region: 194-3235 (1013 amino acids)
Biological process (GO): signal transduction; regulation of GTPase activity
Cellular component (GO): cytoplasm
Molecular function (GO): protein binding
Source: RefSeq, a predicted model, not a curated record
GGAACCUGUUUCAGUGAUUUGGACUCGCCCCUUCAGGAGUACAAGAGAAAAAACACACAAAGAGCAGGAUGGUUGGAUCUGACUUCUGCUGCCGGGGAUUCAUGAUUGGGUGCGACCUUUGACCCCUUCCCUUCACUGUCACCUGCCCAACUGUCUGAGAGGGGCGGGGCCUGAGGAGCACAGGACUGUCACCAUGGCAACCACCUCCUCCCAGAUUGGCCCAGGUCUGGGUCUGGUUCUGGUGGAGUUUCAGUAUGAGUACCAGGGUCGGGACGGCGCUCUGGUCUCCAUCAGACCCAACGAACGCUACGUCCUGCUGGCUAAGACCAACGACCACUGGUGGCAGGUCCGGAGGGACCGUAACUCCAAGCCCUUCUACAUUCCUGCCAAAUACGUCAAGGAGCUGCCACUGGACCUCCCCUUGCCUCUGGACUUUGAUCCGCCCAGUCCUGAACCGGUGCUGCUUCCUGCUGCGGCGCCCGUCCCUGUCCCUGUCCCUGUCCCCGUCCCCGUCCCUGUUCCAAAGACUCUGGAGGAGCCCAGAACCAAAUCAGGGGACGAGGUGAUGAUACGUGUCAGAACUGAUGCUUCCACUGGAUACCGCAAGACCGAGAACCGCAUGUCCACGUUUGGUGUCCCGCUGGACUUUAUUGACCUGUCGUCUGCGGUGACACCAGCACCGCGACAUCCCAGCAACCCUCCUGCUGGUCCCACAGAACCCGGGACCACAGCAGCCAGUGGGACUACAAACGUGGCCGACGAUGCUAUGAGCAAAAAGCACUUAGCGGGGUUCCUGGACAACCACAGGGAGUCCGACAAAGCUCGAGUUCCCAGUUUCAGUCCUGCAGACCCCAUCUCCACUCCCCGCCCCCACACCCAGCCCAUACCCGUGGAGACACCGGUGGUCCCUGUGAUCCCUCCCCACAACGACCACCACAGCACGUCCUCACCAUCCAUGGGUUGCCAUGACCACCAGGAGUCCUCAAUAGAGCCUGAGGAGGAGGAGGUGGCGGAGGAGGAGACGAGCGAAGAGGAGAGCAGUGGCGAGAAGGAAUCAGUAAAGGAGGAAGAGUCAAACCACAUCUACGAGUCUAUUCAGGACCUGAACCUGGACCUGGAGGCUCUGACGGGAGGAAGAGUGAGUCCUGGAGCACCGUCUGAGCCUGCACCUGCCCCGCCCCCCACACAGGACCACAGCGUGGUCACCGCGACCUCACCGAUCUACGCUAACGUCUCGUCUCUGAAGAAACCGGCCGUCCCUCAGAUAUCUGUCUCUGGCCCCGCCCUCCCCUCAUCACCUCCUCCUGACCAUAUCCCCAUCACCACAGACCACACCCCCUCCUCUUCAGUCUCCUCCUCUGGGAUGAUAAGCCCCGCCUCCCCCAUCAGCCCACAGGACGGCUGGCAGGUGCACACCGACCAGGACAGUGGGAAGGUCUUUUAUUUCCAUCCUGUAACCAGACAGACCACCUGGUCCGACCCCCGUGGUGCCCCGUCCACCGGGGACACGUCCACAGGGAGUGAGGGGGGACAGCUGAUGUCCCCCUCCCCCGUGCUGUCCCCCGCCUCCUCUCAGGGUUCCUGUGGCUGGGAGCAGCUGGUCGACGAAGUCUCAGGGAGGUUUUACUACUACAACCCCGUCUCAGGCGCCACGUCAUGGGUCGCGCCAGAGCCGCUCUCCCCCUCCUCACCCACCCCCCUCCCAGGAUCCACGGCCAGCAGCAGGCACGACGCCGGCCCGCCGCCGCUGCCUGAGGAAGACUAUCCUGUCGACACACACAACGAGAACAACGACGUCUUCACAACAAAUCCUCAGCAGCACGUGGGCGGGAUCCCCAGAGCUCAUCUUCAGGAGCUGCCGUCUUUACCCCAGAGGCGGAUGGGAAAUGGAGUUUCUGAGGAGGGAACGGUGCAGGUCAGGAACUGGAGACACAGCGUGGCCGAAGACACGUUUGCUCACAGCCACAGGAGGAACGUGUCUGACUUCCCUGAUGUGUCCAACAGAAGACACUCACCUGACAGUCCACAGCUCUCUGACAGACACCCCCUGAAGAGGAACCUGUCCGACCGGAGCACAGGCUCGCACCAGCUGCACUGCCAUCUGCUGGAGAAAGCAGGAAUCGUCAAUAAGACCAAAGUAGUGGAUAACGGUAAAAAGAUAAGGAAGAACUGGAGUCAGUCCUGGACUGUCCUCCAUGGCGGCAUCCUCACCUUUCACAAAGACCCCAAAUCUGCUCCCUCUGGGAACGCUAGUAAAUCCUCACAGAUUGUUCCUGAAUACACCGUCGAGCUGAGAGGAGCCUCCGUGGACUGGGCCGCCAAAGACAAGUCCUCCAAGAAGAACGUUCUAGAGCUGAAGACUCGUCAGGGCUGCGAGUACCUGAUGCAGUACGACAUCGAGAACAUCAUCAGUGAUUGGCUUAAAGUGAUGCAGGACACCAUCAGACAGCUGGAACUGGACGAAGACGACGAGGACGACGCUGCUUCAGACAAAGAGGACAAAGACAGGAAAAGGACAUCGACCAGGAAUUCAUCAGGAUCAGCUGACUCUGAGCAGAGACGAGUUCGGACCAAACUACGACGUUUCCUCCAGCGCCGGCCGACGCUGCAGAGCGUUAAAGAGAAGGGCUACAUCAGAGACAACGUGUUCGGCUGUCACCUGGACACUCUGUGUCACAGAGAGAACGCCACCAUCCCAAAGUUUGUAGAGAAGUGUAUCAGAGCGGUGGAGAGGAGAGGUCUGGACGUGGACGGGAUCUACAGAGUGAGUGGAAACCUGGCUGUGAUCCAGAAACUACGACACAAAGCUGAUCAUGAGGAGCAGUUGGACCUGGAGGACGGACAGUGGGAGGAGAUCCACGUGAUCACCGGAGCACUGAAGCUUUUCCUUCGGGAGCUUCCAGAGCCGCUGUUUCCCUUCAGCUGCUUCGACAAGUUCAUCGCCGCCAUCCAAGUUCCAGACUACAGCCUGAGAGUCUCCUACAUGAAGGACCUGGUUCGUUCUCUGCCUCUGCCGAACCACGACACCAUGGAGCUGCUGUUCAGACACCUGCGCAGGGUGAUCGAGAACAAGGACGCCAACAGGAUGUCGGUUCAGAGCGUCGCCAUCGUCUUCGGCCCCACGUUGCUCCGCCCACAGACCGAGUCAGCCAAUAUGACGAUCCACAUGGUGUUCCAGAGCCAGAUAGUGGAGCUCAUGCUCAACGAGUUCCAGACCAUCUUCUCCCAGAGCUAGGAGGAACUUCCUGUGGAACCUUCAGAACCCUCUGAGAACCUCAUGGAGUUCUCCCAAACAUCAUCACACUCGCUUAAAGAUCUUCCACUGUGUCAGAGAACCUUCUAGAACCAAUCAUCACCUCCUCUCAGACCAAAGUUCACUGAGGACUGAAACUGGAACCUGCCCCCCAUUACCACUGUGUCUCCAAUGAGCCACAUAGAACCAGAGUGGAACUAUGUAGAACUCAGUCUGAAAACUUCACUACUCCAUCAAGGAAACCGACCAAACAGAGACACUAAAAAAAACAAAUUUAUCCCUUUGUGGAAAAAUGUUCCAACAAGUUCAUCUGGAACCUUUAAAGAACUCUUAAAGAACUCUGGAACCAAACAUCCUCUCCUCCUUUCUACAAUCCGUGGACAUAUAAAUUAAUAGAGUGUGUAACAUGGAACCUGUUGAGUAUAUAAUUCUCUCAUCAGCAGACCACCAAACCAUGUUAUACUCUGAGUGGAUCCACCUAGAACCCUGGACUGGUUCUGAAACCUUUACCACAGCCUCACUUUGCUGUCAAGACAAUAGACCAAACCAAACACACCAACUCUGCACCUGAAUAAAACCCCAAACCCAACGUCACACUGAGAGUGAGAACUAUUCACACAGGUCUCAGAUCAUUUUGGAACCUUGUAGAACUCUAGAACAAAACAUCCUUUUUUUCUUUGUUUUUCACUAAUUCUUGUGGACGUUAAAGUUCACAGGAUUAAACCUGCAGUCUGUUGGCUGAAUGGCACCUCUGUCUCACCACCAAACCACAGAGCCUUAAACGACCCCGGUGGAACCACCUAGAACCCUGGACUGGUUCUAAGAGGAGAGAGUUCUUGUGUCUGAAGACAAACUGGAGUAUGGCAACGGAUCUUCAGACCAACUUAAACACAUAAAAUAUCUUUGAACCUUCAGAGACUUCAGCUGACGACCAAUCAGCUCGUCCGUUCUGCUCCUGCUGAGAGGAAAUGACUCUCCACAGCAGCAGACGGCGGUCGUCUGUCUUCAUCAACAGGAAGAGCAUCUUGAUGCUAGUUAGCCAGUUAGCACAUGAACAACACAAUCAGAGCAUAUUUACCGUGCGCCAGUGAACAAGAACACAAACCAUCAGGAAACGUUUCUGCUGAAGAGAAAAAUAAUCUGACCUCAUAGAACAAGUUGGUUUUGGACUUUAGCUCCUCCUUUACCCACGGACGCUCCUCUGCUCCUCACCUGAGCUCAGCCGACAGUCAGAGGGAGGUCAUUCACUGACGGGCUCUGAUGUUGAUUCAACAUGUUGAAUCAGCCCCCCAAAAAAGAGUCAGUGGGGGCUGAUGAGGGACACACCACAAAGACUGAGUGAGACGCUCACCAUCGGCCACCUGUUGACUUAAAACUGCCCACCUAAACAUGAGACUGUUCCCAUUCAGAUGUGACACCUCAACAGAAGAAUGAGGGAACAUAGGAUCUUUUUACGGUUCCCAAACAAAUUAAAAAUGUAAAGUCCAGUUGGGUUCUCCUGUUUGUUUGUUGUUGUUUUUGUUUGGUGUAGCUACACAUUUAGACAAAUAAAGGCCUGUCUCUAUUAGAGGCCUGCAGCUGUAUUCACAAACAGAGAGCUGCUAACUUAGACUAAAAACUUGAAGUAAGGAGUCUGACCUCAGGAGCGAUUUAGGAAAGUUCUCAGAGCAACUCUCAAGGUGUGCUCGACCCUGUUGGUAGGUGUGGGGCUUUCUUUUAACAGAUGUGAUUGGUUGUCACAGACACACCCCUUAGUGGGUCACAAUUUUAAAAACUUUCUUAGAAUUUCGUCACGAGGAGCGACUCUUAGCACGAGGACGCUUUGUGAAUACGACCCCAGGUCUGUUACCAUCAGUUCAUUUUUAUUGGAGCUCUUCAGAUGUAUAAAGCAGGUCGUUGUGUACCUCAGAUUCUGUGUCUGUUCCUGGAUCACCCCUCAGUCUGUAAGGGUCCUCACAGCAAAAGAACCAAAAGGGUUUUUACAGUAUAACAAUGAAUCCAUGUUGUGAGGAUUGUUUGAACAGGAUAAAGUGGAGUUGUGUCGGUGUGUCACGUGCUGUAACUCUCUCUGAUGCUCCGUCUGUCAGAGUCAGAUCAGAUCAAUGAUUCAUAACUGAUUUAUGAUCUGAAGACUCAUGUUUAUACAGUAAUAUUCAGACUGGUUUACAUCAACAGUCUGAUUGUAUUUCUUGAUCUUUGCUGAGCAACAGUUUGUGUGAGAGGAAUUAAAGGCCUGUCUCAAAUACAGUUCAGUGAUUUAAGCAAAUAAUAGCCUGGGCUUCUAAUAGAAGUUUUACGGUAGUUGAUGAAUAUGUGAGAACUGUCUGACCGAGGGCAUUAAAAUCAGUCUGAGGUUCAAAGAUCAACAACGAGGUCCAGGCUUAAUGCUGAUUGUCUCAAGUAGUACCUGCUCACUGUGUUAUAUUCAGGCAGCCAGUGGCAUCUUUAUUGCUGCUGAACUCUGCUGCUGUUCAGGCGUCAGUGUCCGAUCGUUAGAUCAGAUUUAGCUUUUACAUGUAGACGGUCACUGGAUCCUCCACAGUCACACAUUAGUUUACGUGUUCAUGUGUUCACAGAGUCUCAGUGUGUAAAUAAGAGCUGAUGUGUUCCCAGUAUCCACCAGUACAACAACCAUCAGUCUGUGUUGCAUUCACUGACACUGGAGAACACAGAUUUGCACAGAAAAGUCCUUUCCUAUGUGUUGAUACCAAGUAUAUGUCUUACCUAAGCUUAAAAAGAACAAGACCUUAAGCACUGGAUCAAAAUCAGUCACAUACAGGAUGAAGUGUUUUAGACUGUCGACAACUCAAAUACAAAAUCAUAAUCUUUGUGCUAAGCUAGGCUAAACACAUCCUCGAUCUAGUCAUUAAAGACAGAGAACAAAGACAGAGGGUUUAUUAAAGUGUUUUUCUAAAUUUAAAUAAGUUUUAACAGGAAGUUUGGAGGACCCAGGAUGUUUCCCUGAGGGACUUCAGAGUUAUUAAAGACAGAAAAAGAGGAUUUACAGAAAUGUUAGUGUCUUUUUAAGGGAUAAAAUUUACAGCAACAUUUUUACUGCUGUUUGUCAGAUGAAUUAUAGAAAUGUUAAUCUGUACAAUGCUGUGUUUUUAUAGUAUUGAGUUUAUAUGUAUUACAGAUAUAGAACAAAGUUAACUUGGAAGAUUAGCAGAUUAAAGUCUGUACAUAAGAGGGUAUUUUACUGAGCUUUAAUAAAAAUAAAACUGAUCUUUA